AUGCUGUCUGACCCGUUCGGAUCGCUCCUGCGCCGGCCAGAAUGGAGAGCCAGAGGCAGCGGAAACUUCAGCCCCCGAUUCCAGCUGGCUGUGCUGGGCUGCCGGAGGCCUGAGCAGGCAGGGCCCCAGGAGAGGCAAGCCCCAAGCUUGCCCACUUGGGCAGAGGAUCCUCCUCGGAUCAUCACCGGGUACAAAGCUGUGAGCUGUCCAGAUCUUCCUGCAGGUGUCUCGGAGGACAUCGCCGCAGCUGGGGAGGCAAACACAGCCUCUAUCUUCAUCCUGACAAAGCAGGCCACCGCUGGCCCAGAGGCUGAGCCAGCUGCCGACAAGCAGGUGCUUGCAGCUCUCCUGCCUACGGAGGGAACAGAAGCAAGGAGGCAGGUCAGGAGUGGAGACGAGCCGCAGGGAGCAGCAGCUAAUUUCUCUUCUGGGUCGCUCCAAUGUUUGCCUAGCGGAAGAGGAGCCCGAGUCCGGCGGAGCUCAGCGGCAGGAGCCUCCUCGGCGGCGCAGCCUCCGGCGCGCACUGGUGGGCUGCGGAGCUCCGUAAAAGCCCUUCCUGGGAUGCGGCUCUCGCUAAACGCCGUAGGCAGAAUACAUAACCCGGGAGGCUACGAGCCCAUCCUCCUCGCCGGACCUGCGGGGUGAUGGAUGUGCCUUUUGUUCCAGUGCUCGCAGCACUCCCCGCCGGCCCCGCCAACUCGGCGCUCCUGCAGAGCUGCUUCGCUGCUGGCAGCAGUGCCGGGCAGCGCUGGGGGCACUGGGCACGGCAGGUGAGGCACUGCAGGGGGCACCCCGGGCAGAAACCCGACAGGACGCAACCGAUAUUGGCAAUUUUACAGACUUGAACAAGGCAGUGAUUACAGCAAAACCAGAGAGAUCAGUGUUGCUCUCCUGCCCAGCAGCGGCCGCUCCACAUAGCCAAGGAGAGGACAAGAAGCUGACCAAUAACUUGAAUCCUUUUCAAAGAGUAAAAUCCCUUUUCUUUAAUAACAUCUCCCUUUAAAAGGACGUUUGCAUUUUUGCAGCCAGCUGAACAAACACAGUAUCAGAUGGAGUCCCUCUUUCUCCUCCCAGCAUGCUCAUGGCUGGAAUAUGCAAAGCUUUAAUCUCCGUUUAUAAGAAUAUUAGUUAAUAAAAUUUACACUCAGUGUUGCUAGGGAGUCCAAAUGGCAAAUCAUGAUGCUCUCGGUACCCGGAGAUGGUUGACAAGGUAUUAGUAAUCUGGGCUGCAAUACCCUUCUGUCAUGCUGCAAUACAGGAAGUGUGUUUGGUGCACUAAUGUGAGCAACAAGAGAUGGAAUUUUACUGCUAUACUCCUUCUGCUGAAUCCUGAGAUCCUUUAUAAGGACUUGGCUUUUAAAAAGAAUGGUCAUAACAUGAUGCUUUUAGUGUGAGGAGGCAAAGUUUGCCAGUGAUUGCCUAAGGAGACCACUUCUAAGCGACCGUUUGGGAACUUGGGCAUCCCUUUUACUAUGUCUGAUUUAAAGGGAACAUCUGCCCUGGGGUCUGGUUGGUUGGACAGGGCUGGGUGCUAGGUUGGGCUGGAGGAGCUUGGAGCUCUCUUCCAACCUGGCUGAUUCUAAUCUAUGAAAGAAAAGGUCCCUGUCUCUCUGACAGGGUUUAAGAUGUUCCCUGGAUGCUACAGCUGGUGCAGAUGCAGAGCCUGCAGCAUUCUGGGAAGGCUGCAGUGGUGCUGCUGCUGCUCUGCCUGUGCUCUGGAGAGAGAAGCCAGUUAGACCAAUCAGCUGCACUUGUGGCAUUGCAGCUGCAGCAGGUGCAGGAGUUCCUUGUGUUGCAUCACAGGCACUUGGGUUGCUAACAAAAUAGCAAUCACCAUGGGAUCUGUGGAAAUGUGGUCUUACCAAGCACCUCUUUCAAGGGCUGCAGGGAAGCCCUCUGGAGCACCAUUUAAUCCAAUUGUUGUAGCCAUCAAUUAUUUUCAUUAGAAGGCAGAUAAAAGAGCAAGAUGCUGAAUUCUGAGCGCUCCAAAAAGUGGUGAACAAAACCUUCCCAGGUACUUCAACAUCUCCUUGAGCUGCAAAGAAGUAAUUAAAAUUUCAUUUUUGU
Molecule: messenger RNA, 2067 nt
Organism: Pogoniulus pusillus (Red-fronted tinkerbird)
Lineage: Eukaryota; Metazoa; Chordata; Aves; Piciformes; Lybiidae
Exons: 4
Coding region: 1-645 (214 amino acids)
Source: RefSeq, a predicted model, not a curated record